Molecule: messenger RNA, 1143 nt
Organism: Malania oleifera
Lineage: Eukaryota; Viridiplantae; Streptophyta; Magnoliopsida; Santalales; Ximeniaceae
Product: F-box protein PP2-B15-like
Exons: 3
Coding region: 168-1028 (286 amino acids)
Molecular function (GO): protein binding
Source: RefSeq, a predicted model, not a curated record
AGAGACAGUCAUACAAUUAAAUCCCUUUCUGCUUGAUUAUUUCUGCAGCCAUAUAAAUUCCCUUCUGCUUGAUUAUUUCUGCAGCCAUAUAAAUUCCCUUCUGCUUGAUUAUUUCUGCAGCCAUACGUAUACAUCUUCAUUUUCAGUAGUGUGCGUACAACUUCAUUAUGGGGUGUUCGGACGUAAGCAUGCUGCCGAAAGACUGCAUUUCCGCAAUUCUCUCCCUCACCUCCCCGGCAGAUGCUAGCAGAUCUGCCAUGGUGUCGGCGGCAUUCAGAUCGGCGGCAGAUUCCGACCUUGUUUGGGACAAAUUCCUUCCUUCUGAUUACCGGCAAAUACUGUCCAGAUACUUCACCACCACUCCCUUGAAAUUUUCUUCAAAGAGAGAGCUCUAUUCCCUUCUGUGUCAUCCCAACCCCAUUGAUGCCGGCAACAAGAUUCUGAGAUUAGAGAAAUGGACAGGCAAGAAAUCUUAUAUUCUGUCAGCAAGAGAACUUUCCAUUGCAUGGGGAAAUGACCCAUUGUAUUGGUGCUGGAAGUCCAUACCCCAAUCAAGAUUCCCAGAGGCAGUCGAACUCAGAACAAUAUGUUGGCUAGAGAUCCAUGGCAAGAUCAAAACCCAAAUGCUAUCACCCAACACAACUUAUGGAGCCUAUCUCAUACUCAAAAUCUCCAACCGGGCCUUCGGGCUCGACUCAAUACCUUCUCAGGUUUCUGUCGAGGUGGGAAACAUUGCGUCCACCGGCGCGGCGUAUCUACGCCGCCACGACGACCAAAAAGGGCAGAUGGAGGGGCUGUUUUACUCAAACCGCAUGCAGAUGUUAAGGUCAAGGGUGGUGAGUGGUGAUGGAGUAGUGCAAAAAAUGGCUUGUGAAAGAGAAGAUGGGUGGAUGGAGAUAGAGCUGGGAGAGUUCUUCAUCAAUGGUGAUGAAGGUUGUGAUGAGGUGAAGAUGAGUUUGAUGGAGGUAAAGGGUCAUCAUUUGAAAGGUGGACUCAUCAUAGAAGGCAUUGAAGUGAGGCCUAAAUAAAUUAACAGCAUAAAUGAUGUAUGCAUAUAUGCUUUUGUUAUUUUUCAUGUUUUUGUGUAUGUGGGGUUUAGCUACUUGAUUCUUUUUGUAUAAAUUAAUCAGGAGUUUUCUUCAC